AGAUUGUCCAUCUGGUACACGCUCCUGACAGUCGUCUUCCGCUGCCCAUCGUCGCCCAAACAGCUUACCAACGACUCGCCAAAUGUUUGCGAACCCUACUUCCAACUGAGAGACUAUGCUCUUCCUCACCUCCAACCCUACUACAAUACCUAUGCCGCCCCCUACGUUCAGCAAGCUCAGCCUUACUUUGACCGCGUCAAGGAACAGGCCUACCUCCCUGCUGCUGCCUUUGCUCAGAAGCAUGGCGCUCCUCGUGCCGCUCAAGUCCAGAAGUAUGCCACCAAGGAGUGGCAGCGAUCUGUCCGUCCUCAGUUGGAUGUCGCUCGCAAGCACGCCCUGAAGCAGUACGACUCUACCCUGGGCCCUCACGUCCAAAAGGUCCAAGACGCCAUCUCGCCUUACUACACCAACGUCAAGGCCUCGGCCACUGACUUCUACGAACUCGAGUUGCUCCCCGCCUACAAGCACACGGCUCCCUACGCAAAGAAGUUCUACGGUCACGCCCAUCGCUUCUCCGUCAACACUGCUCUUCCCUACGCUCGCUGGGGUACCGACUUAACUUUCACCUUUGUUCGCCGUCAGAUCUGGCCUAGAAUCCAAGUUCUCUACGGAGAGAAUGUUGAGCCUCAAAUCUUCAAGAUCAGCCAGAGACUGGGCCGCUACCGUGACGAAAAGAAGAUUGAAGCCGCCGUCGAAUCUGCCGAGAGUUCCGCCUCUUCUUCCUCAUCGUCCUCUUCUUCUGCAUCGUCGGUCGCAUCUGCCUCAUCUACGGUUAUCGCCAGCACACCCUCAGCUGUGGUUUCUAGCGCCAGUUCUGUCAUCGAGUCCAUCAUGACAAAGGCAUCCAGCGUUGUUGCUGCCUCGCCUUCAAUGGCUCCUACUGAGGAAGAGCCCAGCGCCGCUGAACAGUUCUCUCAAGAUUUGAAGGUCUGGGAGGAGCAUGUCUCCAUCGCAGUACGUGAGGGACUUGACCAUCUUCGUGAGCGUAUCCAGGAGAUUUGCGACCGCCAAGUCGAGACCCAAACCAAUGGUGUUGGUGAGGCUUUGAUCAUUCAGUUGGAAGAGAGUUCCUCGUCGGCCUUCAGGAGCCUCAAGGCCAGAGUCGAAACCGUUAUUGAACACCUCCCCGAAGAGCCUUCCGAGUCUGACGUCUCGUCUGCUCAAGAUUCUAUCAACAAGGAGGUCAAGAAGGCUGGUCAGACCAUCAAGCAGAAGGCCCAGAACGUUCGCGAUUGGAAACAGACCUUUGAUAAGGACAUCACCCGUCUUAUCGAGGCUGCUGCCAACUCUACCCUUGAGACUAUCGACAGCAUCCGCGACCUCCGUUUGCAGGAGAUUGGCAGACGCUGGGCUUCCAAUACUGCUAUCACUCACAGAGACUGGACUAAAUACAACGAUCUCAAGAAGGCUUCCAGUAAGGGUCGCGAUGAGGUUGCUGUUCUUGCCACCUCGAACGAGCUCACCGAAGCCAAGAAGGGUGCCCAGUCAAUUGAGGACAGAGCCAUGAUUAUUGCCGAAAACGCUGCCAAAGAGCUGACCAGGCUCAAGAGUGUUUCGCAAUGGAAGCUCGAAGCCAGAGAUUCUUCCGAUGAUUUCAACACAAAGUAUGCACCCGCCGCCGCUGCUCGUGCUAAGCAGCAAGUUGCCGAGAAGAUUUCUGGCGCCAGAGAGGCCAUUGUCGGAAGCUCCCAGGGCACAGUUGAGUCGGCCUCAUCUGUUUUCUCCUCUCAGGGCUCCCAAGUAGCCACAGGUUCGGUUGAAAGCGCCGCAUCGAAGGUGUCUGAGAAGGUUCUUGGCUCCGAGCAACCCACUCUCGAAAGCAUUGCCUCAGUCGCUUCUGAGAGUGCUAAAAGCGCAGCUACUGCCGUAUCGGAAUCCGUCCUGGGCACUCAACCCGGAGUCGCAGAACAGGCCGCUACAAAGGCGUCCGAAGCUAUGGCAAAGAGCCUCAAAGCUGGAAAGUCUAGUGCAAUUUCUGCUGCCAGUGAUGCAUCUUCCAGCGUUGCCUCAGUUGCAUCCAGCGUGUCCGCCCCGUCGAUUGUGUCUGAAGCGUCUUCGAGCAUGAGUUCAAUUGCCCAGGAAGGAGCAUCCAGUGCCUCAUCCGUAGCAUCCCAAAUCUCCGAGAGUGCAUCUGACGCUUCUCAGAAGGCUUCAAAGAAGGUCUGGGGUGGAGCAAUGGCCCAAGCAGUUCCUUCAGCACGCUCCAUUGUCCUUGACGAUGAUAUUGUCGACGACGAGUCCACGUACUCGAGCAAGCUGCAGGACAUUCUCGGAAAGGCUGGAAACCAAGCAAGUCAGCUCACUCAAGCUGUCCAGGAUGCCUUGAAGCCUACCCCUACUCAGGGUAGUGUCGAGUCAGUCACCUCUCUUGCCAGUGAGCAGUAUGAGAGAGCUCUCUCUGCAGCGAGCAGUGUCAUUUUCGGUACCGAACAGGGCGUUGGAGAGUCUCUGUCGAGUGUCGCCAGUGACAGAUAUGCCUCUGCCGUCUCUGCCGCAUCCAGUGCUAUCUACGGUGAACCAAUUCCUGCCACAAAGUCGAUUGCAUCUCAAGUUGCCUCGGUUGCGGCUUCCGUCACCGCUGGCGCUAGCAGUGCUGGAGACUCUUUCCAGUCGCAGGCCAGCUCAAUCUACACUGAGGUCCAGUCUGCUUACUCAAGCUCUAUUGCCGACCCUCUACAAUCAUCUGCCAUGUCUUCCAUCUCUUCGAUUGCUUCUUCAAGACUCCAGGAAGGUCUUUCUUCAGCAAGUGCUCAAUUCGAGCAGGCCAAGAGCGCCGUUGGUGCCUCGCCAACACCAGUUCAACAAGGUGUCAUGGCAGAUGCUCAGCGUAGAUAUUACGAGAUGGUCGGUUACGCCUAUGACCGUUACUCGGCUUUCGAAUCUGCUGGAAGAGACAUGGCCUCAAGCCAAUACGACGCUGCGACUUCAAGCGCUUCAUCCUACCUCGUGAUCGCUUCUUCCAAGGCUAGCGAGGCUGUCUACGGCACUCAGCCUGCUAUGUACGAGAACCUUCUUGCAUCUGCCCAGAGCCAAUACGAUGCUGCUUACAGCGCUGCAAGCGUCAACCUGAACAACAUCCUUGAGUCGGCAAGCUCUACUGCUGCCCCUGCCUUUGACACUGCUUUCGAACAGUACGAGUUGGCUGUUUCAGCUGCUGGCGAGCAAUAUUCCCUGGCCAGUGUCAAGGCAAGUGAAGCAAUCUACGGAACAUCAACAGGAUCUGUCGAGUCGCUUGCCAGCGCUGCAAGCACAGCCAUCUACGGAAGCGAAACUCCUUGGACGGAAGCCGCUGCGUCGCAAGCAAGCGAAAACUGGGAGAUGCUGGUUUCCAAGGCCAGUGAACAAGUUUACGGUUCUCCUACGCCCUUCUUCUCCCAAGCUGGAGAGUAUGCUUCUCAGGCUACCGUUGCUGUAGUCGAACAGUAUGCCGCAGUCUCUGCUCUUUUCGAUGAACUCGUCAAUGGACGUGAGCCAGAGUUUACCGAAAGUGUGUGGAACCGCCUUCAAUCUGCCUACUCGACUGGUGCCCCAGCUGUUGUGUCGAGUGCAUCAAGCUAUGCUCAAGAUGCUUACGCCAGUGCAUCUUCGUUCUACGAGUCGACCUUCACACCACCACCAGCUGUCGAAGAUCUCCUCGACAACGUCAACGAGCAGAUCAAUUCCGCGGUUGAUGCUGUUUCUGCUCAAAUCUACGGCACUACAAAGGGUAGCGUCGAGCAGAUGACCGAAGCAGUUGGUAGCGCGUACAACGAUGCUGCUUCUCGCGCUAGUGAGGCUGUCUACGGAACCACGACCGGUUAUGCCGAAGCCGCCCAGAGCCAGAUCUCAGACGCUGCUUCGUCUGCGCAGCAGGCUAUCAGUGAAGCCUUGUUCGGUACUCGUUCCACAGCGGCAGCUGCCAGCAUCUACACGUCGAUCGCAUCUGUUGCGUCGGAGAACCGUGAUGCUGUAGUGUCAAAGGCUGUCGAACAGUAUGAGGCAGCGACAUCAGCUGCCAGCAGCGCCAUCUACGGAUCCGAGAAGGGGGCUUUCGAGAGCGCGCAAAGCAGACUCUCGGUCGCAAUGGCUAGCGCAUCCAGCAGAUUGGCCGAGUUUGGGGAGACUGCAAGCAAGGCGACGGAUGAUUCGGUGUCUAAAGUGGUAGAAGCAGCCCAGGAUGCCGCUUCAUCAGCAAGCAGUGUAGCCUCGUCGGUCAGCAUCAGAGUUAGAGACGAGCUUUAG
This is a messenger RNA of Aureobasidium namibiae CBS 147.97, 4221 nucleotides long. RefSeq lists its product as uncharacterized. The transcript has 5 exons. Gene Ontology annotation, biological process: protein transport. Lineage: Eukaryota; Fungi; Ascomycota; Dothideomycetes; Dothideales; Saccotheciaceae. The annotation marks the transcript as partial. The record is from RefSeq and is a predicted model, not a curated record.